CGCCGUCGGAAAAUAUCAACCAAUCUCCUUCGCUGCCGGCGCUCAGCAUUUUGGCUGCCGCGACUGCGCGGGGAGGGAGCAUCGUUACGCGACUGCCCGCCAUGGCGUCUCCUCGCUGCGCCGCCGUCGCCCUCCUCCAUCCCGCCGGAGUCGCCGCCGGCGGCGGAGCUCGCCGGCGUGUCCUCCUCCUCGACCAAGAGCGGCCGUUGUGGGGGACUGAGGUGCGCCGGCGCCGGCGCCGGCGUUUCUCGAGCCUCGAGACGCCGCCGCGGUGCAGCAAGAUGUACGUACCCGGCUUCGGAGAGGGAUCGCCGGAGAAGAAGGCAGCAAGAAACCUGCAGCACUUCUUCAACUACAUUGCUGUCAGGGUUGUGCUCACACAGCUUGAGAGUUACAACCGGGAAGCAUAUGGUGAGCUGAUGGAUUUCGUGAACCGAAACUCCCUCAACGACGCUGAUACUUUCUGCAAGAAGUUGAUCCGCGAGUCUCCAAGGCACAAGCAGCUAGCAAUGAGGAUCUUGGAGGUCCGAUCUGCUUAUGUCAAGCAUGAUUUCGAGUGGGAUAAUCUGAAAAGGUUAUCUUUCAAGAUGGUUGAUGAGGCCAACACAAAGCUCAUGAGGGACUAUGUCUUGGAGACCAGCCACAUCGAAGACGAUAACUGAUGAAUUUUGCAGAGUCCCAUCAGGAGAUCUAUCCAUUCAUGACACUAAAUCAAUGCCCUUCCACGGAUACACAGCUACACGCGCGCAUAUCUGACAAUGUUCUGUCAAUCUUACAUAGUUUGCAUACAAGGUGUAUAUAAAUAACACAAGCUCAAGCCGAAGCUGAGGAAUCUACAAAGCUCUGUACUGAAAGUCUGAAGCAUGAUCCCUUAGAACACCACAAAGUGCAGACAGCUGCUACAGAUCUGAAAGAUGGCAUGUACAUGGAACAUGGUAUAUGUAGAUAGUCAAACAUAACUUCAAUAAAAACCCUGGAGAUAAUUCUGCGUGCAUGUGCAGAUGGUUGAAAACUUGAACAGUCCAUAAUAGUGCUGAUCAUUAGCCUUCAGUAAUAAUUUGCAUCA
Oryza sativa Japonica Group (Japanese rice) is the source of this 1066-nucleotide messenger RNA. Lineage: Eukaryota; Viridiplantae; Streptophyta; Magnoliopsida; Poales; Poaceae. The record is from RefSeq and is a predicted model, not a curated record.